Onychomys torridus (southern grasshopper mouse) is the source of this 2774-nucleotide messenger RNA. RefSeq names its product DIS3 like exosome 3'-5' exoribonuclease (gene Dis3l). The transcript is spliced from 13 exons. Bases 239 to 2740 code for a protein of 833 amino acids. Gene Ontology annotation, cellular component: cytoplasmic exosome (RNase complex). Gene Ontology annotation, biological process: rRNA catabolic process. The record is from RefSeq and is a predicted model, not a curated record. Gene Ontology annotation, molecular function: RNA binding; 3'-5'-RNA exonuclease activity. NCBI's taxonomy places the organism in Eukaryota, Metazoa, Chordata, Mammalia, Rodentia, Cricetidae.
UCCUCGGGGUCAACAGUUUAUCUAAGCUCUUCCCGGCUCUGGGGCAACUAGGGCUUACAGGGGAAUCCAGGCUAGGCUGGGCUGGGCCGGGCCGGGCGGACCCUCGGGGUUCCCGGUGCCCGGAACGCUCCUGCCACUGCCGGCCAGAGCAGGCCCGAGGGGCGGGCCCCAAGCCUCGGCCUCGCCUCCCACUGCCGCCCGCCGCUUCCCGGCCGCCGAGCCGGGCCACGCCACCAGCAUGCUGCAGAAGCGGGAGAAGGUGCUGCUGCUGAGGACUUUCCAGGGCCGGACGCUGCGGAUCGUUCGCGAGCACUACCUGCGGCCCAGCGUGCCCUGCAACAGCCCGCUCUGCCCGCAGCCCGCCGCCUGCCGCAACGAUGGGAAGCUCUUGUCUGCUGAAGUGACUCAUUAUAUGAUUCCAGACUGGAAAGUUGUCCAGGAUUACCUUGAGGUCCUUGAGUUUCCCGAGUUGAAGGGAAUCAUUUUCAUGCAAACGGCUUGUCAAGCUGUGCAGCAUCAGAGAGGCCGGAGACAGUAUAACAAACUACGAAACCUCCUGAAGGAUGCUCGCCAUGACUGUGUUCUCUUUGCUAACGAGUUCCAGCAGCACUGUUACCUCCCCCGGGAAAAGGGGGAGGCCAUGGAGAAGUGGCAGACCAGGAGCAUAUACAACUCAGCUGUUUGGUAUUAUCACCACUGCGGGAACAAGAUGCCCAUCGUUAUGGUGACAGAAGAUGAGGAGGCCAUUCAGCAGUAUGGAAGUGAAACAGAAGGCGUGUUUGUAAUUUCUUUCAAGGACAUUUCCCAGCAGACCAUGAGUCAUGUCUCCAACCCCUCUCAAGACAGUGGGUUUUUAGAGAAUCUUAUAAUGCAUGGAUUUCUGAGAAUUUGGUCUCUGGUGCAGAUGUGUGAGAUGCCAGUGAACACACCAGAAAACCCCUGGAAGGUGAGUCCCAAAGAAGAAAGAGUGCGAAAAGACCUGAGGAACACCCACCUUGUGUUCAGCAUCGACCCCAAAGGUUGUGAAGAUGUGGAUGACACACUCUCAGUCAGAACCUUGACUAACGGGAACCUGGAGCUCGGGGUCCAUAUUGCCGACGUCACGCACUUUGUAGCCCCCAACUCUUACAGUGAUGUUGAAGCUAGAACAAGGGCCACCACUUAUUACCUAGCCGAUCGCCGCUAUGACAUGCUGCCCUCCAUCCUGAGUGCAGAUCUCUGCUCUCUCCUGGGAGGCGUUGACAGGUACGCUGUGAGUGUCCUGUGGGAAUUAGAUAAAACCUCUUAUGAAAUUAAGAAGGUGUGGUAUGGCAGAACCAUUAUCCGAUCAGCUUACAAACUUUUCUACGAGGCGGCCCAAGAGCUACUGGAUGGAAACUUCAGCAUUAUUGACGAUAUUCCAGAAUUCAAAGCCUUGGAGGAGCAGAGCCGACAGGCCAAACUGGAGGAGUUAGUGUGGGCAAUUGGAAAGCUGACUGACAUAGCCCGCCACAUCCGAGCCAAAAGAGACAGUUGUGGUGCCCUGGAGCUGGAAGGUGUGGAGGUUCGAGUUCAGCUAGAUGACAAGAAGAACAUUCACGACCUCAUCCCCAAGCAGCCCCUGGAGGUUCAUGAGACAGUGGCCGAAUGCAUGAUCCUAGCCAACCACUGGGUGGCCAAGAAGAUCUGGGAGAGUUUCCCCCACCAGGCUUUGCUUCGCCAACACCCUCCUCCACACCAGGAGUUUUUCUCGGAGCUCCGGGAAUGUGCUAAAGCGAAAGGCUUCUUCAUAGACACACGGUCCAACAAAACCCUGGCUGACUCUCUGGAUAGUGCAAACGACCCCAACGACCCUAUGGUGAACAGGCUGCUGCGCUCCAUGGCUACCCAGGCCAUGUCCAAUGCACUCUACUUCUCCACUGGAUCCUGUGCAGAGGAAGAGUUCCAUCAUUAUGGUCUUGCAUUAGAUAAAUAUACCCACUUUACUUCUCCGAUAAGAAGAUAUUCAGAUAUUGUUGUACACCGACUAUUAAUGGGAGCCAUUUCAAAAGACAAGAAGAUGGAAAUUAAAGACACUUUGUUCAGCAACAAAGAUCUUGAGGAAUUAUGCAGACAUAUUAACAACAGAAACCGAGCGGCCCAGCAUGCUCAGAAGCAGUCCACUGAACUCUUCCAGUGCAUGUACUUUAAAGACAGAGACCCAGAAACGGAGGAGCGCUGCAUUGCUGAUGGGGUCAUUUAUUCAAUUAGAACAAAUGGUGUACUUGUAUUUAUACCAAGGUUUGGGAUUAAAGGUGCUGCUUAUCUGAAGAACAAAGAUGGCUUAGUGAUCUCGUGUGGCCCAGAGAGCAGCUCUGAAUGGAAGCCAGGAUCCCUGCAACGAUCUCAGAACAAGAUCACUUCUACCACAGCUGGAGGACAGUCAGUUACCUUUCAUCUGUUUGACCAUGUGACAGUUAGAGUAUCUGUCCAGGCGUUGCGCUGCCAUUCUGACACCAUCAGACUUGAAAUAAUAAGUAACAAACCGUAUGAGACUCCAAACUCAGAGCUGUGUCAGCAGAACUCCCUCCUGCUGAAGAGUGAGUUAGUGAAAGAGGUGACCCGAUCUGUGGAAGCAGCUCAGCUUGCCCAGGAAGUCAAAGGCAAGGUGCUUCAGGAGUACCAAGAAUACUGCCAAACAAAGGGAAGAAGUCUCUACACGCUUCUGGAGGAGAUAAGGGACCUUGCUCUUCUGGACGUUUCAGACAGUUAUGCAAUGUGAAUACUUCCACUUCAAUAAAGAGCCGUGUCUUGGG